AUGGCUGAUGUUUCCGUGUCCCAGCUUCUUCUGUAUCCUAUAAAGUCUUGUCGAGGCUUUCAGGUCGAAACUGCCAAAGUAACUCGAUAUGGUUUCGAGUUUGAUCGAUUAUGGAUGCUCAUUGAUACCAACAAGGGCACAUUCUUAACGCAACGUGAAAUCCCAAAGAUGGUCUUGAUAGUUCCAGAACUCAUCAAGCAUGGCGAAGAAUACAAGCAUGGUGGGAGCUUGAAAAUCACUCUUUUGGGGGCACCUGGAAGUGUAGAAGUGUCAUUCAGGAGCUCGUUUGAUGGAGUUCCCACGCGGAAAAGCAAGGUCUGGGAUCACGACGUAGAAUGCAUCGAUGAAGGAGACGAAGCUGCCGCAUUCUUGACCAAUUUCCUGAAAUUCAAUGUACGACUUGUGCUCAAGGAUCCUAGAUCCAGACGUCCUCUCAGUCCGAAAACUGUCCCAAACGAUUCGGCAUUUGCUCAUCCUCCGCAGACGGCCUUCGCAGAUGGUUUUCCUUUCUUGUUCGUGUCUCAGGCUACUUUGGACGAUGUGAACGAGCGUCUGAUUACUAAAGGUGCCAAAGGGAUUGAUGUGAUGAACUUUAGGCCGAAUGUGGUAUUGCGUGGCCUGCAGGCAUACGCUGAAGAUGAACUGAAGGUGAUAAAAAUAACAGGUCAAACCUUAUACGUGACAUCUCGAUGUCCAAGGUGCCAGAUUCCGACCAACGAUACAAUGAAGGGGGAGCUCACACACGUUGAAGUCUCUAAAACAAUUCAGAGCUAUAGACGUGUUGAUGCUGGUGAAAAGUACUCCGCAUGUAUUGGAAUGAAUGUAUGCCAUGCAGACCAUGGAUACUACAUCAGUAUAGGCGACCGUGUAUCUGUCGUUGAAACGACAAAAGAGCAUGAUCGUCGUGGCAGGGAAGUCAACCCAUUGUUUUGGCAGUCCGUUGAGAAACGACCACUGGACUGGGCAACUAUCAGCAUCUCUAUAUUGGUGGUGGCUGCAUCUGCCUUUGUUGGUUGGAGUAUUUUAAGAAAAUGA
Molecule: messenger RNA, 1035 nt
Organism: Synchytrium microbalum
Lineage: Eukaryota; Fungi; Chytridiomycota; Chytridiomycetes; Synchytriales; Synchytriaceae
Exons: 5
Coding region: 1-1035 (344 amino acids)
Molecular function (GO): molybdenum ion binding; pyridoxal phosphate binding; catalytic activity
Source: RefSeq, a predicted model, not a curated record